Molecule: messenger RNA, 1701 nt
Organism: Aspergillus affinis
Lineage: Eukaryota; Fungi; Ascomycota; Eurotiomycetes; Eurotiales; Aspergillaceae
Exons: 1
Coding region: 1-1701 (566 amino acids)
Source: RefSeq, a predicted model, not a curated record
AUGCUUACCCCUUUCCUCCCUCCGCAUCGCCCAUUCCUCGGGGAACUGAUCCCUUCUGAUACUUACGUUUCUCCCAUGGCGAUGCAGCAGGGGAAGACAAUCGAGGACUUGAUUGACCCGCCCGGCAUGGAGAAGCUGGAGGAUGAUGGCAGCCCGACGACGUCGCCGUACGUUCCACUGCCGUCCCCCGAGAUUCCCGCGGACCUGAACCUGGACCUGGACCUGGGAAUGUGCGGGAUGGCGUCCAGCCCUCCAACCACCAGGAAAGGUUCGUCGUCCAAUCCCCAGGUGACCGAGGUCCAGGAAUCGAUCGCGCAUCCCAGUCUGAGCCGGUCGAAGCAAUUGCCGUCGUCGGAUGCGUACCAUCCUGGUCACAGUAAGGAUGUCAGUACCGACCCUCCAUUCCCAGAGGUUUCUAAGCGUCCGCAGACUCAGAGUGAUGGCAUUUUCUCACCUUUCACGGGCGAUUUGAACGAGGCCUUGGAUUCGGUGCAUCUUGCCAAACUGGUCCUUGCCAACCAACAUCUGGUUGAAGAACAACAGACCGUCUCGGCAAAGCGGUCGCAGGUGCGCGAGCUCCGACAAGCGCUGAAAUACAAACGGGAGGAAGAAUCAAACCUACGAACGGCCUUGAUGAGAAAGCUCAACGCUCUGUUUGCCCAGCAGGACCUUUCCACGACCCAGCCCUUGGUGCGGGAUUACGAAGCCUUGCAACUGACCACCGAGGCGUACGUGCAGCUGGAAUACAGUUACCACGACGCUGAAGACCAACUGGAGCAACAAGAAUACCGCCUGGGCAUGUCCAUGAAAAGGUUCGCUAGCCUAUCAUGCAAGGGCCCUUUGCGUACCUCCCUGGACCUCACCAAACAUACCCUGGAAGAUGAUUCUCCCGAUGACAGUGAUGACGCUUCGUCCAUGGCCACUGCAGCCCAGGACCAUCCUCAGGGUAUAGUAGAUUACCUCUCGCGUGUGGGGGAUGUUCGGUUACUUCAGGAACAUCUAAUGAACCUGGAUUCCCAAUGGCUAGCCAUCAUGGACAAACAUAAACAGCGGAACCCACUUCAUCUGGCUCUUGACGACGAAUCUUUGGAAUUUUUGCGCACCUACGACGAAGAAAGGAGGAACAUGUGGUACGAGCUCAACCAUGCACAGUUGGAUGUCAAUCAACUUCGCUCCAUCUGCGAAGAAAAUGGUCUUUUAACCGACGACCGCACGAGAAACCUGGAUUUUCUGUACCCUUUAGACUCUGAGGAUUCCACCAGACUGAGCGAUGAUCCUCUCAAGCUCUCCGUUGAUGAAGGCUCCUCUUUCUUCUUCGAACCUCAGGCAACGACCCAGCUCCAGCCUACCGGGUUUAUCAACAAGUGGCUCUUGCACCAGCUCCGCAACUCAUCGGUUGAAAUACACCGGCUCAAAUCCCGUCCCGAACUCCAGCCCCUAUGGGACCGAGGCUUCGACGACACCACCAUUAGCCGCUGGGCUCUUAGGGAAUGGUUCAGUGACGACGCGGGCCUAUCUUCACGACCUCCCAGUACUCUCCCUCCGGACGUGGAUCAUAUCCCGACCACCGAGCCCGCCAUGUCCCCAGAGAAGAAAAGCAAACCAGUACUUAUUAAAAGCCGCUCCGUGCCGCUUUUUCGCAGACCCCAAGUCGUUCACAAGCUUCGACAUUCGCAUUCUAUGCCCUUUCGCAAUCGCUGA